AUGACGACGCCGGGCACCAAAGCUCGUAUCGUCAUCCUGGGCUCGAAGUUCGUGGGCAAAACAACGAUCGCCAACUGGUUCCUGCAGAAGCGAAAGGCGACUGAGCUGCAGUGUACUGAAAGUCAGCAACACGUCCUUAUGUCGCCGGACUUAAUCGUGGAUCUCAUCGACACCGACGAUACGGCGCUUCCAAAGUUGAUCAGCCUUAACAUCCGGCGCGCCGACGCGUUUGUUCUCGUCUACGCCGUCGACGACUUCCACUCGUUUGAGUACAUCCGCUUGAUUCGCGACCUCAUAGUGAAAUUGCGCACCGCUGAUGUUCCCAUCGUCGUCGUCGGCAAUAAGAUGGACAUCCCGGAGCGCAACGUGCAUCCGGUCGUCGCCGACUGUCUGGUUACCAUAGAGUGGGAGCACCCGCACGUGGAGGUUUCAGCGAAGAACAGCGACGUCGAACUGACGGCCAUCUUCGAAGAGCUGUUUCUUCAUCCGGCGCUCAACAGAAAGUUCUUUCUGACGGGAGUUACCCCGUCUUCGCAAACGGCGAAAUCGAGGCGGAUUACCGUGGGUUCUGGUCCGAACGAGAUGCAGCGGAGCAUGGCGCCGCCUGUAACGCCGCAGAGAGAGAAGCGUCUGCGAAUAGCCAGCCGCCCCCACACAAGCGCACCCCUGCUGACCGAGCUAGACUCGGCCCGCCCGCACGACCCGCCUGAGCCCUCAACCGCAGAAGCACUCGAGACAAGCGCUCCCACAUCCACCCUCUUGCUGCCCGUGACAACAGAUCAGUCCAAGAUCGACUAA
Messenger RNA from Dreissena polymorpha, 798 nucleotides. Its product is annotated as ras-related protein Rap-2c-like. The record is from RefSeq and is a predicted model, not a curated record. The transcript is spliced from 2 exons. The coding region runs from base 1 to 798 and encodes 265 amino acids. Gene Ontology annotation, molecular function: GTP binding; GTPase activity. NCBI's taxonomy places the organism in Eukaryota, Metazoa, Mollusca, Bivalvia, Myida, Dreissenidae.